Messenger RNA from Triticum dicoccoides, 1491 nucleotides. Its product is annotated as photosystem II stability/assembly factor HCF136, chloroplastic-like. The transcript has 8 exons. NCBI's taxonomy places the organism in Eukaryota, Viridiplantae, Streptophyta, Magnoliopsida, Poales, Poaceae. Gene Ontology annotation, molecular function: protein binding. Bases 9 to 1265 code for a protein of 418 amino acids. The record is from RefSeq and is a predicted model, not a curated record.
GUAGACGCAUGCAGCAGCUCGUGGUGAAGAGAAGUUGGAUAAGGGGGCAGGAGGCGCAGCCACAGACAGCAGCACCGCAGCGCCCCGUUCCCGCCAUGGCCACCGCCACCGCCGCGCUCCACCUCCUCCUCCCCACCCGCCGCCGGGGACGCCUCCUCGUCCCCCGCGCCUGCCAGGCCGACUCCUCCACCACCACGUCUCGCCGCGGCCUCAUUGCCGACACCGCCACCGCGGCCGUCGCCGCCGCCGCCGCGCCGCUGCUGCUGCCCCGGCUCCCCGCGGCGCGCGCCGAGGACCUGUCCGAGUGGGAGCGCGUCGGGCUCCCCAUCGACCCCGGCGUCGUGCUCCUCGACAUCGCCUUCGUCCCCGACGACGCCUCCCACGGGUUCCUCCUGGGAACGAGGCAGACGAUCCUGGAGACCAAGGACGGCGGGCGCACCUGGUUCCCGCGCUCCAUCCCGUCGGCGGAGGACGAGGACUUCAACUACAGGUUCAACUCCGUCAGCUUCAGCGGCAAGGAGGGGUGGAUCGUCGGCAAGCCGGCCAUCCUGCUGCACACCAAGGACGCCGGCGACAGCUGGGAGAGGAUCCCGCUCAGCGCCCAGCUCCCAGGGGACAUGGUUUACAUCCAGGCUACCGGGGAGCAGAGCGCGGAGAUGGUGACCGACGAGGGGGCCAUCUACGUGACCUCCAACCGCGGCUACAACUGGAAGGCCGCCGUGCAGGAGACCGUGUCGGCCACUCUCAACAGAACAGUUUCAAGCGGCAUUAGCGGUGCGAGUUACUACACCGGCACUUUCAACACGGUGAACCGCUCGCCUGACGGCAGCUACGUCGCUGUCUCCAGCCGCGGGAACUUCUUCUUGACUUGGGAGCCUGGGCAGCUAUAUUGGCAACCGCACAACAGGGCUGUGGCGCGGCGGAUACAGAACAUGGGAUGGAGAGCAGAUGGUGGGCUCUGGCUCCUCGUCCGCGGCGGUGGACUCUUCCUCAGUAAAGGAACAGGGAUAGUUGAGGACUUUGAGGAAGCAUCGGUGCAAAGUCGCGGGUUUGGAAUUCUGGACGUGGGCUACCGCUCAAAGGAUGAGGCAUGGGCUGCCGGUGGGAGUGGCGUCCUGCUGAAAACAACCAACGGCGGCAAGACCUGGGUUCGCGACAGGGCCGCAGAUAACAUCCCCGGCAACCUCUACUCCGUAAAGUUCAUUGGAGACAACCAAGGUUUCGUGCUAGGAAACGACGGCGUCUUGCUCCGAUAUGUUGGCUGAAAUGGAAAAAUAAAAACCAUGGCUAUCUAAACCCUUUUUGUAUGUAAGAAUGAUCCAUAUAUAGACGCACAUGUGAAAGGCUGCUGAUUGUCCCGACGUUCUUACUUGUGCAAGAGAGUGUAAAUCUUACCUGUCUAUUACUGUUAUUUGACCGACGGUUGUUUCAAACAUUCAAAGGCAUACAGUACAGUAGUACGUGAGCAGUGAGCACAUACAUUAGUUUAUC